This is a messenger RNA of Entrophospora sp. SA101, 1275 nucleotides long. Lineage: Eukaryota; Fungi; Glomeromycota; Glomeromycetes; Entrophosporales; Entrophosporaceae. The record is from the annotation of a GenBank genome assembly.
AUGGUGGGUGAAAUUGCCACUCCUGACAAUGGAAUGUUGGAUCAAGAAAAUGAAGAUUUAAAUAAUCUAUUUAUUGAGACAGCCAAAAAAUACAAUAAUCCCUACUUGGAAGAAAAAUCUAGUCAAACAAUUGAUGAAAAAUUAUUUACACUUGCACAUAAUUUGAAAAGAUACUCUAAAUUUUCAUCAUCGGCUUACGAUUUCAAAAACACACUUCUUUCAAAACUACCAUUCAAUCGUAAUAAAAGAGAUCAUGGCAAUUGGUACAAAUUCUCAUUUGCCAGUCAAACAAAACUACCAUUGAAUUCAAUAAUUGAUUCUUCACAUCAUAAUAUCCAUUAUAAUAAAAAUGAUGAUGGAGGAUAUCAUCCAACCUAUUUUAUAAUUCGUGACAGAACAACCUCAUCAAUCAUUUUAGCAUUCCGAGGCACAAUGUCAGUAAAUGAUCUGAUCAUUGAUCUUACGUGUGAUUAUGAAGAUUUCCAAUUACCUCAUGACAAUAAAACAUAUAAAGUGCAUAAAGGAAUUUAUAAAGUGGCAAAGACAUUGGCAACACCUAAAAAAUCUAAAGUUUUUGAAACUAUUAAAAAAGAAUUAAGAAAUAAUGAAGGUUAUGGACUUGUAUUAGUUGGACAUUCACUUGGAAUCGCAAGCAUAUUAGCACUUUUAUUUGCAUCACCUAAAACAUGUAAAACAACUAAAUCAAGUGGUCUCCCUGUUGGACGACGUGUUCAUGCUUAUGCAUUUGCCUCUCCUUGUGUGAUGUCUGGUGAUUUAUCCAAACUGGCAAUUCCACUAGUAACGUCAGUAGCAUAUAGAACUGAUGUCAUAACUAGAUUAAGUGUUGGUCAUAUAAAGGAUCUACGUGAUAUGAUUAAAUUUUUGUGUAAAAAAAAUAACAACAUUGAUGGUGAUAAUGAAGAAUUUGUAAGUGUGAUUAUUAAAAAAAUACUUAAAUAUCAAUCAUCGAGAUUCACUUCCAACAGUUCUAAAGAAGAAUGUGAAGACUUUUUCUGGGAAACAAGUCAAAAAAUUUAUGAGCAUAUGAAUAAUACAAAAUUGUAUCCAGGAGGUCAAGUUUUUUGGAUUAUUGAUAAUAAUAACAAUGAUGAUAGCGGUGGUGACAAUGAAUGUAGAAGAGAGGAAAAUAUUAAUGUUAAUCAAUUACUUAAAGUUAACGAUGUUGAAAAGGCCUUUAAUGAAAUUAGAUUUUCACCAAAUAUGAUUAUUGAUCAUUUACCAAGUGUAUAUGAACUUGUCAUAAUGAAAUUGUAA